GAGCAGACACCUCUGUCAGCAGGUUUAAAAUCGUUGCCUUUUGGGAGCCUUUGUCAUUGAAUAAUUGGGGUUCGUGGGCGGAUCGGACCCUGUUGCAUGCAGGAGUUGGCGUCUCUUGUUGGCGUGUGUGUUUGUGUUCAGAUAAGCUAUUUCGAAGGCUGAUGUUCUCUCCCUGAUAUAUGUGAAAUGAUGUGUCCUUGCAUGUGUGUUGUGGUUAGCUUAUCUUGUGCUAAUGACAGCCUGGAGGGAUGUUUGUGUAAACAGACAUGGGAGGAUGAUGUAGAGGAGGAGGAGGAGAGGCCAGAAAGGAGGCAUGUUCUGACUGUCUGCUUCACAUUGAGAGAUGAGCCCCUGAAUGAACUCUUCGGCCUCUGUGGUAAUGGGACGAAGAGUCUGCAGUGAUGCCAGAGGCUGUUACUGUACUCGGACACAGCUGAGCUUUGAGGUAAAUGGUCAUAUAAACUGACUGACACAAUCAAAACUACAGCAAAGGGCCCCAUAGUUGAGAUGUUAAACAGUAAGAAUAAAAACAGGACACAAGUGAUUGUGAGUCACAAUGGUGAACGAUAGCAUAGUGGUCGAUGUGUCUGCUUGAUGAAUGGGUGUUUUAAGCACCACAGGAAGUCACGUCUAUAUAAGGUCUUUUUGCGGCCGACGCCCCAAACCCUAAUGAGCACGUGCAAAAACGAGUUUCUCACCACAGCAGGGGGAGGUUGAGGGACCAAUCAGGAUCCGUGGUGUCAUUCUCAUCACCACCUCUGUCUAUUCAAAGCAACUAUUGAUGCGUUUGGACCAUCUCAUCAUCGUUAUCAGAUUAAUCAAUUGUAAUCAGCGCUCUGUGUGUGUGUCUAAUUUUGUUCUGGCAACUGACUGUCUGAUCUGAUAAACGUUUCUAGCAGAGCACCCUGCAGAGAGCACACGGUCAGCGGCCCCUUAAGCUACACGGUUAAACACAGAUAUGUUCUGGUUUCAUUUUAUUAAAUGAUGUCUGGUGAUCACUGGUAAGCCUGGUCUGCUCUGUCCUAGGGAGGGAGGGAGGGAUGGGAGGAGUGUUGGGGGAGAGGAGGAGUGAUGAAGGGAGGCACUGUUUGAAGAGCUGUAGUGAAGUUAGAGUAGUUACAGAUAGACAGAUGGCAGCAGAGAGAGACAGUUAGGGGAAAGUGAAUAAAGUCUGUUAAAUUGGGAAAGAGACCAGAUUACAUAGAGAAAGUGUGUAAUUUAAGGAAGAUGUUACUUUAACUUUUUGGAUUUACUUUUGUCCCUAAACUUGUUUUUUUUCCAGAUAUUUUUACUUUCUGAUUUAUCUUCUCAGUGCUGAAGAGUUAGGUUUUUAGAGAGUGUGUGUGUGUGAGCGUGUGCGUGUGUGUAUUUAUGUGUGUGAAAUAGUAGCAGUGCGUUAUGGAACUGGAGCGUUUAGGGGGUGGUGGGGUAAAACCCGAGAGGGGCAACAGUCGUCUCUACAAGAUAGCACUGGCCAUGUGUGUGUGUCUCUGUGCCGCCCUGCUGCUUGCACUCAUACUGGUCUCUCAGAAAUCUAGUCAGGAGGAGUUCUGUCUGACCCCAGAAUGCAUUGAAGCAGCGGGGUCUGUUCUGAGUAAAAUGGAUCAGUCCGUUAACCCCUGCGAGGACUUCUAUAGUUUCUCCUGUGGCAGUUGGUUAAAGGAGAACCCGAUCCCUGAAGAUUCCUCCUCGUAUGGCAUCUACCCUUGGCUGCGACAGAAUGUCGACCUACGACUCAAAGAGUUACUAGAAGCUCCUUCAGACCCUGAUGAACUGGAGGCUGUGACUAAAGCUAAGAUCCUCUACCGCUCCUGUAUGAAUGAGACUAUACUGGAGAAGUUGGACAACAAACCCAUGCUGAAAACACUUAGACAGCCUGAGUUUCGGUGGCCCGUUGUGGGGGAUGGGCUCGGCGGGGAGUACCAGUGGUCGGCGGUGGAGUGGAGCCUCCUGAAGACUCUGACAGAGAUGAGGAACCAGCACAGUAAGAGUGUCCUGAUUCGCCUGUACGUCAGCCCCGAUGACAAAAAAUCCUUACAAUACGUCAUCAAGCUCGAUCAGGUGUCCUUGUCUCUGCCCUCGAGGGAAGACUACAUCACCAACACUUCCUCUGCCCGGGCGUAUCGUGCCGCCUUGCUGAGUUUGAUGGUAGAUACGGCCGUCAUGCUGGGCGCUCCAGAGAAAGCAGCACUGACCCAGAUGAAAGAGACUCUCGACUUCGAGACCAAACUCGCUCAUAUCCUGAUUCCCUAUGAAAACCGCAACAGUGACAACAUGUACAACAAAUGGUCACUCUCUGACCUACAGAGCUCCAUUCCACAGUUCGAUUGGCUGGGUUUUGUAAAAGCUGUGGUGGAGUCUAAAGUCGACCCGGGUCGGUCCAUCUCCCCCUCUGAGUCCGUUAUUGUCCGAGCGCCGCAGUACUUCAAAGAACUUUUCAAGCUCAUUAACACCACAGAUAGCAGGACUGUAGCUAACUACGUACAAUGGAGGACAGUUUUAUCCAGGAUCACCACCCUGAGCCGGCGUUUCCUUUACAGAUACCUGGACUUUGCUCGGGUAACCACAGGAACCACCUCCCUGACCCCGCGCUGGGACAAGUGUGUUAACUACGUCGAGAACACACUUGGUUAUGCCACCGGGCGCCUCUUUGUCAACACACACUUCGAGGAGGACAAGAAACACAUGAUGGAGGAGCUGAUCGAGGGCGUUCGCUGGGCGUUCAUCGACAUGCUGGAGAAGGAGAACGACUGGAUGGAUGAACCAACGAAGAAGAAAGCAAUAGAGAAGGCUCAUGCGGUCCUGGCUAAAGUUGGUUAUCCCGAGUUUAUUCUGAACGACACCUACCUCAAUGAAGAUUUAAAGCAGCUCAGGUUCAGUGAGAAGGACUACUACGGGAAUGUGAUGCAGACGUUGAAGUUCAUUGCCCAAUCUGAUAUCGCCUGGCUCCGAAAGAGCGUCCCACGUACAGAGUGGUUCACAAACCCAACGACUGUGAACGCCUUCUACAGUUCCUCGACGAAUCAAAUCAGAUUUCCCGCUGGAGAGCUUCAAAAACCCUUCUUUUGGGGAAGAGAGUAUCCGAGGUCUCUAAGUUAUGGCGCCAUCGGGGUGAUAGUGGGACACGAGUUUACACACGGCUUUGACAAUAACGGUCGCAGGUAUGACAAAAAUGGCAACCUGGUCUAUUGGUGGACCAACUCGUCUAUAACAGCCUUCAAUGAGAAGACCCAGUGUAUGGUGGAUCAGUAUAAUGGCUACCACUGGCAGGAGGCAGGCCUAAAUGUGCGGGGAAAGAGGACUCUGGCAGAAAACGUAGCAGACAAUGGAGGAAUAAGAGAGGCUUUUAGGGCAUACAGGCGGUGGAUAGAUGAGAGCAGAGGCGGCGUGGAGGAGUCUCGGCUGCCUGGAGUCGGACUGAACAACAACCAGCUGUUCUUCCUGAGCUAUGCACAUGUGAGAUGUAACUCAUACAGACCAGAAGCAGCCAGGGACCAGGUCCAGAGUGGAGCUCACAGUCCGCCGAAAUACAGGGUUAUCGGAGCGAUGAGCAACUACGAAGAGUUCCGGAAAGCGUUCGGCUGCCCCGAGUCGUCAGCUAUGAACCGAGGUGCAGAGUCCUGCCGGGUGUGGUGACCUUUAACCUCGGCUUCACCCUGAAUCCGGUCAGAGCUGCCAGCAGGACGUCUGUCGAAGAGGCAGAUGAAGCUGGACUCAGCAGACGUAGUUUACAUGAUGUGGGAACAAUGAAAAAUGAGUUGUUCUCACAGAAAACACACACUUAUGUUCGGGUAAGAGUGGGAAACGUUAAAGACUAAAGCCUUUCUUGAUGGGCUACUGUAUAGUUGUUACUGCAACAUAUUUUUAACUUUUUCCACAGGUACGUUUUCUACAUAAAUUAUGACUGAAGACAUUUUGUUAAGGGCCAUAGUUUAUGAAUUAUAGAAAUGUUGGGAAAAGAGGCGGCCCCAUUUUGCAACAACAGCCCUCUAUGUACUGUAAGUGUGACUCGAUGACUCGAGAACCUUUCUAAUAGGAAUAAAAAAUGUAUAUUUUAAAGUAAAGGUACAACAAAUAGUUUCUUGUUGUUAUUUUUUACAGGAAACUAUACUGUAUGUCAAAUAUUAUGGUAACUAUGGUGUGCAGAGAUAUAUCAGAUCAAUGUCUGCAUGGAUUCAUUAGAAGCCAAAAUUAAUUUAUACUUGAGCAUAAAUAUAAGCAAAACGUUUAAUAUUUAGUCCAAUUUUAUCUCUUAAAACCUAAUUUUUAGCUUUUUAAAUAAUUGUGAAAACUUGUAUCAUAAUUUUGUACCUGAUGUCAAAGUGUCAUAUUUUUAAGACCUAAUAUGAGGUUAAACUACUUAAGAUAUGUUGUGUUUGUGUGUAGGUGUGUGUGUGUGUGCGCGUGUGGGCUCUCCUUUGAUACGUCUGAGUCUCGGUUUCUGUUCCACUUUGACUUGUGUCAGACAUUUAUAUUCAUUCUGCUGCAGCUCAGCCCGAGGCAAAUAAACUGACUGAAUUACAGGAACUCAAAGUACAAGAUGCUCUCUCUCUUCCUGUUUCUGAACUGCACUGCUGAGGCGCACUCAAGCCAAUAAAAACAUUUCACUGGAAACGUGAAGGACAUUUCCUGUGCAUAUCAGAAGUAAUCUUUAAAAUACACGAUUGUUAUUCCUGAACUCAAUGUUCAGGUUUCGUCUUAUAGAUUAAAAUAAUUGUCACCAGAAAAUGUUAUGUAAUGUUUUUUUUUUUAUGUCUUUUCAUUUCACAUUUAUCUGACUGCCUUUUCUUUUUUUCCGCUUCUUGACGCACUCUUAUAGUUUCAACCCGAACUGAUUCCAGUUGAACAAUCAGUCGGGCUGCAACUGACACACAUGUUCACUACCGAUUGAUCCGUCAAUUAUUUCUAAGAUUCAUUUUUUGGUCUAAAAAAAAUGUAAUAAAAUAAUAAAACGUAAAACAAGAAAACAAGAGCCCAAUGUCAUGUCUUCAAACAUCUUGUUUUGUCUGUCCAUGUUUAAAACCUUAAGGUAUUCAGUUUGCAGUGAACACAGCAGACAUUACCUAUUUCUCCUUGAUAAAUGACUUAAAACGAAUAACCAAAAUUGUUGACAAUUCUUUUUGCCAAUUAACAAAUAGAUUGUUUUCUUUUCAGCGCUACAAAAAAAGCAUCUCUCUAAUCAACCAGAAAGGUUUAUUUUGAAACGCUGAAUAACAAACAUCCACAACUC
Molecule: messenger RNA, 5230 nt
Organism: Anarrhichthys ocellatus (wolf-eel)
Lineage: Eukaryota; Metazoa; Chordata; Actinopteri; Perciformes; Anarhichadidae
Gene: phex
Product: phosphate regulating endopeptidase homolog, X-linked
Exons: 22
Coding region: 1399-3636 (745 amino acids)
Biological process (GO): protein processing
Cellular component (GO): plasma membrane
Molecular function (GO): metalloendopeptidase activity
Source: RefSeq, a predicted model, not a curated record